Messenger RNA from Lytechinus variegatus (green sea urchin), 4405 nucleotides. RefSeq lists its product as uncharacterized. The coding region runs from base 785 to 1681 and encodes 298 amino acids. The record is from RefSeq and is a predicted model, not a curated record. The transcript is spliced from 3 exons. Lineage: Eukaryota; Metazoa; Echinodermata; Echinoidea; Temnopleuroida; Toxopneustidae.
GGAUUGUAUUGUUAUCAUUGCAGACGGGGUCCCUGUAUUGUCAUUGGUAUAUUGUGCCGGUGUUCCUGUGCGACUCUGUGUGGUAUCGAUAGAUAUGCUUGAUUUGGUGUGAAGUUGCACAAUAUAUUCCUUCAUAAACGAAGUAUCCACGAAGUAUUUUGUAUACGUUCUUCGCAAUAUAGGACCGGAUACUCUUCCAAAAACUAUAGCUACUCCCCAAACACAUUCACGAACUAAUUCGUGUAUGUCCUUCGCAAAAAGUUCUAGGACCGGAUACUCUCCGAAAAAAACUAUAGUCGCGGGGAAAAUACCGUAUUUCUGUUAAUGAGGAAGCGUCCGGGAAGCGUAUCUUGUCUAUAGGAAAGUACCUCAUAGCUUUUCAAACAUGACUGAUCGAAAUACUUCAUGAAACCCUCGAUGAAUGCGUUGGGAGAGAUUGUCAUACUUUGGACACCAAGCGUCUGAUACUGCAAAAAUAGAAAUUCAGUCACUUGCAUAAGUUAAGACUCCUUAAUCAAACACGAUUGCAACGCUACUGGGGCGUGAGUAUUACUCAAUAUUUACAAUAGCUAUCAAGGGACGCGAGAUGUCGGACGAGAUCCUGAUUGCUUUUAAACUUUGAGAACUCGUAUAAGAUUAAAGAUGACCUUUGUAUCGAUACUCUUCACGUGCAAGAACAGCCCUUGAGAUCCAUGAAAUAGUAAAUGAGACCUUUAUACCGACUGAAAUACAUAUCAACUCCAUACUUAUUAACUUGUUAAUAUCUCGAUAUAAUUUUAUCAACAUGGGUACAAAGGUGAAGGGAAAGAGAAGACCAGACGAGACAGAAGACGAGACGUUGAAGAAACAAAAGAAGAAAAAAAUCUUUUUGUUUCGACUGAUCCGCAAACGCAAGCGACUGUCCCAGUCGCAGGAGUUUCUUCACGACACCCAAGCCCAGAACUUCAGGAUCGAACUCGAGAUCGAUGAGCAGGUGGAGAACGAAAGCGAUGUCGAAAUGGUGGUUGAGGACGACAUCGAGCACCAUGGCCCGCCCACGGAAGACGACAUCGUUGGGGAUACUAGAUCCGACGGUGACCACGACGCGGUCGACGGGAUGGACGAGCCGACUGCUAAACGCAGAGGAGCAGACGAAAAGAAACGACUGUUCAAGUUUUGGGGAAUUUCAUUCAGUAUAAAAAAGCGCAGGAAGAAAACAGAGUAUUCCAAGUUUUCCGAAUCGACGGACAAUAUUCUGGGUGAUCCACAUCAAACCGAACAAAAGGCAGAUGAAGAUGUUCAUGAUAGAGAAAAUAGGAAAAAGACUAAAAAGACGAACUCAAAGAGGUAUGUCCGCUUCGAGACGGACAAUGAUGACGACAAAGAGAACAUGGCGAUGUCGAUAGAUGACGGGGAAGACAAUGAAAUCAACAACCAGUCACAUUCGUCGUCGAUGACGCCGAAGAAGAAAAAGAAGUCGACUAAAAAGAAGAUAGCCAAGGCUAGUAGGAAAACGGGUCGUGUUUUCCGAGAUGGAAUGAUCCAAGUAGGUCACAACCUCCAGUAUCUCUCACCGAUGCCUACACCUCAUGUCUUUGCGGAUCCUGGUAAGAAGAAAGCCAGCUACACAGACACGCCCAAGAAACGAAACUACAAGUACACUGCCAAGGCCCCGCCCACCAACCCGUACGGAUUUCUGUAAAGUUUAGGAUACAGGUCGCCCCACUCCCCAAGGUUUAGGAUUCAGGGCUUUGCCCACCAACCCUUAGGAUUUCUUUUGAUAUUGGGGACACAAAGCCCCACCCACGAACCAUAUGGAUUUAUUUAAGGCUCGGGACACAGGGCACCGCCUAUGAACUCGUUUAAGUUUUAGGACACAGGCCCUUGCUACCAACCUGUAUGAAUUCAUAUAAGGUUUAAGACACAGUUCCUCGCCCACCAACCUGCAUGGAUGAAUAUUCAGGACGCAAGGCCCCACCCACGAACCCGUAUGGAUUCAUUUAAUGUUUAGGACACAGUGCCCCGCCUACCAACCCGUAUCAUUCUUUAAGGGUUAGAACACAACGCCCCGCCCAUGAACCUACUCGUAUGUACUGUUGAUAAAGGUUUAGGAUUCGGGACCCCGCCCACCAAUUCGUAUGAUUGAUCAGGCAUUGGAGAAUUAGGACACAGGGCCCGCCCACCAACCCAUAUGGAUUCGUUCAUGUUUUCGGACAUUAAGAUAAUAAACUGACACAUUAUGUUUGAAAAUUCCAUUUUAGAGCGGGGCGACCUUUUGAUUGUAAAAAUAUAGAAAUGAACAUUUCGGUAUAUUUCAGUACUGUUGUUUAUUGAUUUAUUUUUCGUACAGGAUGAAAGGACAGUUGCAGUGGUCAAGGUACAAGUACUUCUUAAAACACAUACACAUACUUACGAAAUGUUGGUUAUUAGCAUAGUUGUGAAGACUAUAACUCGCCUAGAUAUUAUUUACGUUUUUCCUUUUAUUGCCAAGAGUAUCUCUGCCAGAAGUGUUUUAAAUGACUUAUUGUUUAGAAUAGUACGUUAGAUGACUCGUAAUUGUCCCCACUAUGGAGAAAUUAUGACGAAUAUGUAUCUUAUUUACUUAUUCUUUUCAAUAAUGAUAUGGAUUGUUUUAAUUAGGUCAUGUAAAUACUCUAUCAAGAGUCACUACACGCGCAGAUUGGAUUAUAUUUUCUCUAGGCCUUUAUAUUACCGGUAUUUGUUUGUCUUUAUCUCUAAUUUGAGGACAGAAAUAUAUUUUUUUUUACUUUAUCAAGUGAUGACGAAAUUUGUUUCGAUGUGAAAACGGGGUCCCAUGAUGUUCCAAUACUGUUUCAUCUUUAAUUUAAUUUAGAUGCUGAAGUAUAAUUGUGUAAUAAGCUUUAUUCCAAAACGGUAAACGCUCCUCAACAUAGCAUAACGUUUACAGGAAAAAAAACCACUUUAAAAGGGUCCCUACAACCGAAAUCUAAAUUGGCUCCUUUUGAAGGACAAUACUGAAUACAACUCAUAACUGCUUCUUAAGUUUCUUUAUAUUUUUUUCAUAGGUUUUUGAAGAAUUUUUAAAGGAUAUUUUUCACCUUAGAAAGCUUUAUUCUAGAAUAGCGCAGAUCACAUUCCUACAGCAACAUCAUUUUAUCAAUCAUUAGACCAUGAUUGGGAACAUUCAAACAAAAUCAUUGAAGUGUUUAAAGAAUUAGAUAUCGCAGCAUACCAUUUUGGAACCAUUAUUUUAACCCGUUUUAUCGUCCAAACUUCUGAAUACUGAUAUAUAUAUAUAUAUAUAUAAAUAGAUAGAGGUGUUAUGGCUCAGUGGAUAAGUCACCAGAGCUUGAACCACAAGGCCGGGGUUCAAAUCCCACCGUAGCACUAGCGUCCUUUGGCAAGGCGUUUGUCUACAUUUGCUACUCUCCACCCAGGUGCAUGAUAAAUGGGUACCUGGUAGGAAGGAAUUCCUUGAAUAUCCGAGCUACCAAUCAUAGCCAUGCUAAAACCGGGGUAGCGCUUAGAAACAUUUGUAUUAAGCGCUAUAUAAAUGUUGCACAUUAUUAUUAUUAUAUAAGAAUGAAAUUUUUAGCUUUGCGGGAGGGCGCGUCGCUCGAUUUACAUGCACAGACACACACAAAAAAAAAAUUACAGAAAACUAUUGUGGAGGUUUCCUUUCCGUUUCGGGGGAAAAAAAACACGUAACAGUCGCAAAUAUGUAUGGCAUGUGCGUGUAGUAUAUCAAUAUACACUGCAAAAACUCCGGUGUUGAUUUAACACCAGCCCGGAAUCUAUAAUUAUGUCAACACCAGAGAAGUAUUGAAACAACACCGGUUUGGAAUCAAACCGAUGCUGUUUUAAUACUAAUUGGUGUUGUAUUGGUCCGUACACCUUUCUGAUGUACGGACCAAAACGAAACUGGUGUUAUUAAACACUUCUCUGGUGUGGACAUAAUUAUGCAGAUUACGGGCUGGUGCUAAAUCAACACCGGAGUUUUUACAGUGUAGUUGUUUGUGCCACGAGAAACAUUGGAGGCGUUUAACGAGUGGCCUUGUCAUCUAUUUAAAAAAUGCUAUCAAUUUACGAUAUUGGUAGCUCAUAAAAUAUUGUCUCAAAACGUAACUCUUCUAAUUUUACUACAUGUACAUUUAUUAUGCCAUUUUUGGCAAAUAUUUUGUUUCAUCCGCCAUAUUGGCUUUAUAAGUUUUCAUAUUAGGAUAAUUAAUAACAAACCAUGAGGAAAUUCUCUCAACAUCCCGCUUGGACGACUAUUUUGCAUUCAUUGUGUGUACUAUUUUAAUUGAAGAUUUCAUUUUAGUAUUUAGUUUCAUGUAAAAUAAUGUUUCGGUGCAAUUAAGACUAUAGACCUAUUGUACUCAAUUUCAUACUUUAAUUUCUGAUUUUCUUUUUAUAAUAAACUCUUGCCACGAACGCAAAAAAU